Messenger RNA from Aspergillus calidoustus, 1068 nucleotides. NCBI's taxonomy places the organism in Eukaryota, Fungi, Ascomycota, Eurotiomycetes, Eurotiales, Aspergillaceae. The record is from the annotation of a GenBank genome assembly.
AUGUGGUUUGUCGUCUUGUUGGCCGCCGCCGCCAAUGCGGUCACGCUGUCGGCUCCCACGGUGACCGUUGCGAGAGAUAUCAAGGCGUCUGCGCGGCCAGAGCACCCAGAGACCACCGCUGGGCCUGCGACGCUCGACAACCUGCACCUCCUUGAUCGUCGAGACACCCUCGCUCAGGCGGAUGCCACGGUCUGUGGUUACUACAACCGGGCUAUUGAUAACCGCCUUUACUGCUUAAACAACAAUGCAUGCGUCUUCUACGCCCCUGACUCGGAAUUCCCUGGAAUGGUCGGCUGCUGCCCGCAAACUUCCGCGACCGAGGAGUGCAUCAUCUUCAGUACCUGUAUCGACAUCGACGACAUCCUUGCGACAUCCGAUCUCCUCGCGCAGACGACAGACUCGAUGGCGCUCUUCUGCACGUACGAUGAGAACCGAUACUGCCACACCCGCACAUGGCCCAGUCUGAAUGCGGCCGACUUUGAGUGCACCUCCACCAGCUCCAGGUGGAUCGAGACCAUGUACACGUAUGGAACCGUGACGGAUGAGGAGGAUGUUGAGGAUCAGACCACUGAGACGCUUUCGUUCUCGUGGAUUUCGAGUUCGGAUUUGCCGACUGCUCGUAGUGCGGAUGCCACAACCACUACUGAGACUGAAACCGAAACUGAUACGCCGACGACCUCUACAUCGGGGGGCUCAACACCCUCACCAGUCGACGAGGAAACCCCAAUAGAAACCGAGGAUCCGGACCAGGGAUCCUCGACGCCGGUUGGAGCCAUUGUGGGCGGCGUGGUUGGAGGUGUUGGUGGAUUGGCUUUGGUCGCUGGCGCGUUGUUCUUGUAUCGGCGACACAAGAAGAAGAGCGCCGUUGUCGACACGCCGGUUAUUCCCCCGCCAGAGACAAAGCAGCAGCCCGGUAUCUCUACAAAGGAAAUGUUUGCCCCUCCCCAGGGUGCACCCCAAGGAGCUGGCACGGCGGGGAUGCACGAGGUUCAGGCAGAGCCCAUGUACGCCGAACUACCGGUCCAGGAGGCGCGAGAGCAGCGAGUGAUGCGCCAUGAGCUGGAGUGA